This is a messenger RNA of Bursaphelenchus okinawaensis, 1679 nucleotides long. The record is from the annotation of a GenBank genome assembly. Lineage: Eukaryota; Metazoa; Nematoda; Chromadorea; Rhabditida; Aphelenchoididae.
AUGACAAAAGUAAGUUAAAUUAAAAUUUUUUGGUCUACUUAUAGAAAAACCUUUGCUUUUAUUUCUAAAAGAGUAAAUUAUUGUAAAUUUAUAGUGCUUUUUCAUUUUUAUCCUCUUUUUACAAGCUAAAAAAACAAGAGUUAGGGGAGAGGAAAAGUUGACACAAAGUUAAAAUUGUGUUAAGUUUUUUGUUAUUAUUUAUUCAUCAUUAAUUUUACUUUUCCUCGCUUAACUUUGACAAGCUGUCGUCGUACUUUGACAAUUCCUCUGUAAAUGUUUUAUUAUAUAUUAUUUGUAUAUUAUUGUUGAAAAAUAAGCUGAAUAUAUGUUUGUAUAGACAAGCUAAGACAGUUAACCUUGUAAUUUUAGGAUAGAAUGGGCGAAUCUAACGCUCCAUAUGUUUUGGCAUCAGUUGGAGCCAUUUCUUUGGCUGUCCUUGGAAUUCUAUAUGCCUUGAAAAAGAAAGGAAUUGUCAAAUGUCCAUUCGAAUGCAAAAACAAGAAGGUAUUUUUAUAUUUUGAUUAUUUUUACCGGUUUAGGCAACUUAAAGUUUAGGUCGAUAAAUAGAUCAAAUUCAUUUAAAAGGAACUUUUACAAACUUUUUAUUAACUUCGUAAAGAGGCAAUAAAUAAAAUGAAAUAUUUAACUACUUCACACCACUUUUAGAGGCUGAAAGGACCUAAAACAUUAGAAGAUUCGGAAACAAAAUAUGCACUAAAACUGAUCGAAAAACGCAAUGUCAGUCAUGAUACUAGAGUUUUUCGAUUUGCUUUGCCAUCAGAAAAACACGUUCUUGGUUUGCCAAUUGGCCAACACAUUUAUAUGAGUGCUCGAGUUGAUGGAAAAUUGGUGGUAAGACCUUAUACUCCAACAUCGAGCGAUGACGACCUUGGAUUUGUGGAGUUUGUCAUAAAAGUUUACUUCAGGAAUCAACACCCUAAGUUUCCCGAGGGCGGAAAAAUGUCACAACAUUUGGAAAGUUUGAAUAUUGGUAAGCUUUACAUUAGUAUGUUGUCGUAAAUACGAAAAGGUCUAAAAACGUGGUAAAAAUUAGGUCAUUUUUAAACUCAACAAUAUUUUUUUUACAUAUAAUAUUUUUAGGUGAUACCAUUGACUUCCGAGGGCCAAACGGCUUGAUUGUGUAUGAAGGAAAAGGCAAGUUUUUGGUCCGCCCAGAAAAGAAAGCCCAUCCGGUUUUGAGAAAAGUGAAAAACGUUGGAAUGAUUGCCGGAGGCACAGGUUUAACACCAAUGUUGCAAAUAAUAACUGACAUUCUGAAGCACGAAGAUGAUCCGACUAAAGUGUCGCUGUUGUUUGCCAAUCAGACUGAAGAUGACAUUUUGUUAAGGUAAUUUAACAAAAAAUAAUAUUCUAAAAUAAUAUAUAAAAAUAUUUUUAGCUUUUUUAAUUAUAAAAUUUUUGUUUUAAGGGACCACCUGGAAUCUUUGUCAAAACAGAACCCGGACCGCUUCAAGGUUUGGUAUACUGUAGACAGACCACCAGAAGGUUGGAAUUACUCUCAAGGCUUCAUUAACGACGAGAUGAUCUCCAAAGUUUUACCACCGCCAGGCGAGGACACCGCCAUCUUAAUGUGCGGUCCACCGCCGAUGAUCAACUUUGCCUGCACACCCAGCUUGGACAAAUUGGCAUAUCCACCUCAUUUGCGCUUUACUUUUUAA